Chelonus insularis is the source of this 546-nucleotide messenger RNA. RefSeq names its product small ribonucleoprotein particle protein SmF (gene SmF). NCBI's taxonomy places the organism in Eukaryota, Metazoa, Arthropoda, Insecta, Hymenoptera, Braconidae. Gene Ontology annotation, biological process: mRNA splicing, via spliceosome; spliceosomal snRNP assembly. Gene Ontology annotation, cellular component: catalytic step 2 spliceosome; pICln-Sm protein complex; U1 snRNP. The transcript is spliced from 2 exons. Gene Ontology annotation, molecular function: RNA binding. The coding region runs from base 175 to 447 and encodes 90 amino acids. The record is from RefSeq and is a predicted model, not a curated record.
CGAGUUUCCAUGAUGACGCAACAAAAUCUAACCUCUUUGUAAAAUUGUUUACAUACAACUAUAUACAUAAAAACGUUGUAAUUUAAUCAUUAAUUCAAUUGUUAAAACGACUCAUUAUCAUUAAACUUAUUAAAUAUUUUUUAUUAGAUAAUCGACUAUUAAAUAACUACAAAAAUGGCAACAACAGCAACUAUGCCAAUAAAUCCAAAACCUUUCCUUAAUGGUUUAACUGGAAAACCGGUAAUGGUUAAAUUGAAAUGGGGACAUGAAUAUAAAGGUUAUUUGGUAUCCGUUGAUGGAUACAUGAAUUUACAACUAGCUAACACUGAAGAGCACGUGGAUGGAGUUUGUACAGGCAAUCUCGGUGAAGUUCUAAUAAGAUGUAAUAAUGUCAUGUAUAUAAGAGGGGUUGAAGAAGAGGAUGAAGAAGGAGAGAUGAAAGAUUAAAAGAACAAUUGAAAAAGUAAACUCUUAAUUAUUUUAAGAUAUUUCUUAAGACAAUAUUUAUUCAAUUUUAUGAUUAAAUAAAAAAAUAUUUACUUGCUA